Molecule: messenger RNA, 699 nt
Organism: Letharia lupina
Lineage: Eukaryota; Fungi; Ascomycota; Lecanoromycetes; Lecanorales; Parmeliaceae
Exons: 3
Coding region: 1-699 (232 amino acids)
Source: RefSeq, a predicted model, not a curated record
AUGAUGCGACUUUUUCUCCUCUCUUCCCUGUUCUCUACCGCUCUGAGCAUUGUUCUCCCGGCUGAACGUGACACUGUUGCCUUCGAAGUCGCGGGGCGCGAUCUCGUCGAGCGGGCAGGUUCGCAUUCGACCUCGGUAACCAUGGAUCCCACGAGGCUCAGCUAUGGCAAUCUCAAACCGGCCGAUGUUAUGCAGCACCUUAGCGGUCCCUGCAACGACCAGCUCACAGGGUGUGAUUACGAAAAUACUGGAUCUCUGAACAUACCGUCUGAGAUGUAUGUGGACGCGACAACGAUUCCUAUAGCUGGAACCAUCAAACUCAAUCCAAAGGGAGACUUCACUCUCGGCAAUGGCUCGCAGUUCGUCGACUGCAUCGUCAAGAGUGUACCCUACGGUGCCCAGUGCAAGACUCAAUCAUGGAACCAACCCACCCUCAACCCAAAGCUCCCAGACCCCCCAAACUCCGUGGGCACGGCGUCAUUCUGCACCAUGAGCAACUUCGUCGAAUGCAGCAGGACGGAUACCGCCAGUGGCGAUUCUGCAGGCUAUCUGCAGGUCGGGGUCAGCUUCACGGCGGACGCGGGUUCCUCGUUCGAUUUCUGCAGUAUACUUUCCUUGUUCUCGGGUCUGACCGGCGUCCUCGGGCCCUUUUUUGGCACCGCGGCCUGGGCGUGUGACACCGGUUCGGGCGGUAAAUAA